Dermatophagoides pteronyssinus (European house dust mite) is the source of this 2189-nucleotide messenger RNA. RefSeq lists its product as uncharacterized. NCBI's taxonomy places the organism in Eukaryota, Metazoa, Arthropoda, Arachnida, Sarcoptiformes, Pyroglyphidae. Gene Ontology annotation, cellular component: nucleus. The record is from RefSeq and is a predicted model, not a curated record. Gene Ontology annotation, biological process: regulation of gene expression.
GAUGACGAUGUUGAUGUUGUCGGAACAACUACUAUCGAUAUGGAUAAUAAAAAUAAAAAUUGCAAUCAUCAUUCGAAUAGAUUGACAUUUUCUAUUGAGAAUUUAAUCAAUAAUAAAAAUAUGAAUAGAACAAUAACAGAAACGAAAAUUGAAUCAAAAUUAAAAAAUGAAAAUAAUCGAUCAAAUAAUGAAACAAAUAAUGAUUUAUUAAUGAUGUAUCGAAUGUAUUCAAAUAUAAGUAAUAAUGAUCGCAGAACAAAUGAUAUAACAAUGACAGAACAAUCACCAUCGUCCAAUAAAUCAUCAUCAUCAUCAUCGAUUCAUUUAUUCAAUCGUCGAAAUGUAGAUAAAAAUGAAUCAAAAGGUAGAUUUUCCAUUGAACAAAUAGUUAAUCAUCAUCAUCAUCAUCAUCAUAAUCAUUAUCAUCAAUCAAAAAAUCAAAAAUCAUCAACAUUGGAAAAAAAUCGAAUUAAUCUUAAUCAUUCACAACAAUUAUAUCAAACAAAUUCCACAUUAUCAUCAUCAUCAUCAUUAUCAUCAUCGUCUUCAUCAUCAUCUUCAUCAAUAAUAGCAACAUCAACAACAAAAGCAACAACAACAACAACAUCGUCAACAACAACAACAGUAUCAUCAUUAUCAACAAAUAGUGCCAAAACAUUCACCUGUACGGAAUGUGGUAAAGUUUUUAAUGCUCAUUAUAAUCUAACAAGACAUAUGCCGGUGCAUACCGGUGCACGACCAUUUGUUUGUAAAGUUUGUGGAAAAGGAUUUCGUCAAGCAAGUACAUUAUGUCGACAUAAAAUAAUUCAUACGGCUGAAAAGCCACAUAAAUGUCAAUAUUGUGGAAAAGCAUUUAAUCGUAGCUCAACAUUAAAUACACAUGUACGUAUACAUGCCGGUUAUAAACCAUAUAAAUGUGAAUUCUGUGGCAAAGGUUUUCAUCAAAAGGGUAACUAUAAAAAUCAUAAACUAACACAUAAUAAUGAAAAAGCAUUCAAAUGUGACAUUUGUGGUAAAGCAUUUCAUCAAAUAUAUAAUCUAACAUUUCAUUUGCAUACACAUAAUGAGAAAAAACCAUUUCAAUGUCAAACAUGUGGUAAAGGAUUUUGUCGUAAUUUUGAUCUCAAAAAACAUAUCCGAAAAUUACAUGAAGAUAAAAUUGAUUCGAAUGAAAUACAUUCAUCAAUUAAAACAAAUGAAUCAAAAAGAAAUGAAAAAUCUAUUGAUGAAAAAACAUUAUCGAAAAAAAAUUCAACAACUUAUCGAAAUCGACAUAAAAAUUUUAAUAAUAAUAAUAUUAAUAAACAAGAAUCAUCAAUAAAAAUAACGAAUCGAUUUAAACGACAAGAUGUUCAUACGAAUUUUGAUACGACCAUAGAGGAUAAUAAAUUAAUUAUGACUAAUUAUGAACAUUUACGAACAUCCAAACCAAUCAAAGCAAGUUUAGAAGAAAUGAAUGCUUUACAAUCAUUCUAUACAACAGCUGCUCAGCAAAUUUUUCAACAUCAUCAACAACAACAACAACAACAAACGCAUGGUAAUAAUAAUAAUCUUCCCCCACCACCUCCUCCUUCUUCUCAUCAUCAUCAGCAACAACAACAGGUAAAAUUUUCGGCAACACCAUUUUUAUCUGCCGCAGCUUCAUUAAUUAAUCAUCCGACCGGUUAUGCUCAUCCACCAGUUCUUCCGGUUUCUUCAUCAUCAUCAUCAUCACCAUCUCAUUUAAUGCCUCCUGCAUCGACAUCUACAAAUCUUUUACAUCAUCAUCAUCAAUUCAAUGGUCUAUCAUUUCAAACUAAUACACAGCAAACAAAUCUUCAUAAUCAUCAUCAUCAUCCUCAUCAAAAAUUUUUGGCAUCGAAUUUAGCGGCUGUUGCUGCAGCUGCAGCCGCAGCCGCUGCUGCUGCUUCUUCUAGUCCAUUAUUUCCAAUAAUCGGUUCAUUUCCAUUCGGAUUAACUACACCCAAUACGAUUCGUGGAUCAAAUCAUCAUAUUGUUGAUCAUUUAAUCAAUGAAAAUUCAUCGUCAACAACAACAACAUCGGCAGUUGCAGCUACGGAUUCAAGAACAAUGCCAACGAUUGCAACAACAACAACAUCAGCCAACAAUAACCUAUCAUCAACAUUGUCGAAUGUCAAAUUAUUUAAACAAACAUUUUUUUAGCAUUUUAUUCAUAUUUUUUUAAAUCU